Cucurbitaria berberidis CBS 394.84 is the source of this 1232-nucleotide messenger RNA. Its product is annotated as FAD/NAD(P)-binding domain-containing protein. The transcript has a single exon. The record is from RefSeq and is a predicted model, not a curated record. The coding region runs from base 58 to 1050 and encodes 330 amino acids. Gene Ontology annotation, molecular function: oxidoreductase activity. Lineage: Eukaryota; Fungi; Ascomycota; Dothideomycetes; Pleosporales; Cucurbitariaceae.
CAAACAUAGAUUUCACAGAAGACUUUCAUCCAAACAUAGUAUCCCCAUCGCAUCAGCAUGGCUCUCCGAUCCCGACCCCAAAUCUUCGACAUCCUCAUCAUAGGUUCUGGCCCAGCAGGCCUAAACGCCGCACUCACAUGUGCCCGCACCCGCACCAAAGCCCUCGUCUUCGACUCCCAAGCCUACCGCAACGAAGGCGUCAAGCACAUGCACUCGGUUGCAUCACGAGAUCACUUCGACCCCCGUGAAUUCGGUCGCAUAGCGCGAGAACAAAUCGAGUCCCGCUACGACACUGUCUGGUUUCAACAGGGCACUAUUACCCAAGCAGUGAAGAAGAGUAUCGGAGUGGAGCAGUACGAUGGGUUUGAAGUGCAAGACAGUGAGGGCCAGGCGUAUGCGGCGAAGAAGCUGAUUCUCGCCACCGGCUCGAGAGAUAUACUACUUGAUAUCGAAGGCUACAAGGAGAACUGGCCGGAGCACAUCUAUCAAUGUCUAGCCUGCGAUGGAUACGAGCAGCGCGGCACACCGGUCGGAAUCCUAACGUUCGAGAGCCCGAUGUACGCACACUUUGUGCAAAUGGCCAUGGCAUUCGAUCCACCAUCCAUAACGAUCUAUAGCAAUGGCCCCGUCUCGACGGCAGAGCCGAUUCAAAAGGCUCUCAAACUUGCGAAAGCAUUGGGUGCAACGCUCGACGAGCGCAAGAUUACGCGCCUUGUUAACAACGGGCCCUCGCACACCGACGGCGUGACAGUCCACUUUACGGAUGGCGAGCCGGCUACCCUUGGCUUCCUUGUUCAUAAGCCAGCGACGGUGAAUAGGGCACAGAAUCUCAUUGACCAACUAGGCAUUGAAACUGUCGAUGUAGCAAUGGGCGGGCAUGUAAAGAUCGCAAAUCCAAUGUUCAAUGAGACGAGCGUACGGGGUGUUUUUGCAGCUGGAGAUACAAUGGUUAUGAUGAAGCAGGUUGCUGUUGCGAUGUCUGAGGGGUUGAAAGCAGCGGCGGGUGCGGGGAUGCAGAUUGCGAUGGAAAAGUCUGAGGCUGUGGUUUAGGAGUAUGAGGUGAGGGAGAGGGAUUCCCCAUCCGACGAAGUCUGCAUGUCAAUCGAUUUCGCAAAAUUUGGCUUCGAACGUAGACUUGAUCCAACCCAGCAUAGAAUAUUAUGUAUACCGGCGAAAGUACAUUUCGCUAAUCAUGUUGACAGUAUUUGAUACCGAGUUAACUUGAAAUUGGA